Puccinia triticina is the source of this 258-nucleotide messenger RNA. RefSeq lists its product as uncharacterized. The transcript is spliced from 2 exons. The record is from RefSeq and is a predicted model, not a curated record. The coding region runs from base 1 to 258 and encodes 85 amino acids. Lineage: Eukaryota; Fungi; Basidiomycota; Pucciniomycetes; Pucciniales; Pucciniaceae.
AUGGCCUCAUUCCUCUCAACAGUCAAAGGAAUUUGCGGGAAAGAGCUUCAACUCAUUUCCGAUGUCAGCACACGUUGGAACUCUACCUAUGCCAUGCUAGAACAAGCGAUAGAACUUCGUGAUCCAAUCAAAUACUUCUGCAAGAAGAAUGGCCUUGCUGAACAAUACAGCCUGUCUGAGUACGAAUGGUUCAAAGUCAAGCAGCUCUGCCAGUUUUUGAAAUCGCUCGAUACGGCAACAAAUGCUGUAACUGGUUGA